Molecule: messenger RNA, 1156 nt
Organism: Acomys russatus (golden spiny mouse)
Lineage: Eukaryota; Metazoa; Chordata; Mammalia; Rodentia; Muridae
Gene: Ppcs
Product: phosphopantothenoylcysteine synthetase
Exons: 3
Coding region: 122-1093 (323 amino acids)
Biological process (GO): coenzyme A biosynthetic process
Cellular component (GO): nucleus; cytoplasm
Molecular function (GO): phosphopantothenate--cysteine ligase activity
Source: RefSeq, a predicted model, not a curated record
CGAGGUCAGGCCCUAGCGGCAGACAGAGGCCAAGGAGCGACCGCCGUCACCUCUCGCAGCUGCGCGGAGGCCAGGUACCCGGAAGGGGGCGUGGCCCCGGCGCCGAGGUUCCAGCGUGCAGAUGGCGGAAAUGGAUCUGGUCGCUGAGUUGCCGCGUCCCGCAGGUGCAGAGCGCUGGGCCGAGGUUAUGGCUCGCUUUGCAGCCAGGCUAGGCGCGCAGGGCCGGAGGGUGGUGCUUGUCACGUCAGGAGGCACCAAGGUCCCCCUGGAAGCUCGAGCCGUGCGCUUUCUGGACAACUUCAGCAGCGGGCGGCGCGGGGCAGCGUCGGCGGAGGUCUUCCUGGCUGCGGGCUACGGGGUCCUGUUCUUGUACCGGGCGCGCUCCGCCUUCCCCUAUGCCCACCGCUUCCCGCCCCAGGCCUGGCUGUCAGCCCUGCGGCCUUCUGGCCCAGCCCAGGCUGGCAAGCUGAGUCUGGAGGCCGAAGAGAAUGCACUCCCCGGCUUUGCUGCAGCAUUGCAGAGCUACCAAGAGGCGGCUGCUGCCGGCACCUUCCUAGCCGUUGAGUUCACCACUUUGGCGGACUACCUACAUCUGCUGCAGGCUGCCGCCCUGGCUCUCAACCCACUAGGCUCCUCCGCGAUGUUUUACCUGGCCGCGGCAGUGUCAGAUUUCUAUAUUCCUGUCUCCGAAAUGCCUGAACACAAGAUCCGCUCAUCUGGUGGCCCACUGCAGAUAACAAUGAAGAUGGUGCCAAAAAUGCUUUCUCCUCUGGUUAAAGAUUGGGCUCCCAAAGCGUUUAUAGUUUCCUUUAAGCUGGAGACUGACCCGGACGUCAUAAUUAACCGAGCUCGGAAUGCUUUGGAGGUUUAUCAGCAUCAAGUGGUGGUGGCCAACAUCCUCGAGUCAAUACAGUCCUUUGUGAUCAUUGUAACCAGAGACUCCGAAACCAGGUUACUGCUGUCACAGGAUGAGGUAGCAAAAGGCAUGGUGAUCGAGGAAAAGAUCAUAGAAGACCUUCGGUCCCGACACACAGCUUUUAUAUGUGACACCGAAGGAAGUGCUGCUCUAGGGUGGAAAAGCCAGGGUUCUUAGAGCUGACAGAAACUACAAUUAAUCCUUUGCUAAGGAUAAAGACAAUGAGGAAAUGGUAAAAAA